Homarus americanus (American lobster) is the source of this 5680-nucleotide messenger RNA. RefSeq names its product protein dispatched homolog 1-like (gene disp). The transcript has 14 exons. The record is from RefSeq and is a predicted model, not a curated record. Lineage: Eukaryota; Metazoa; Arthropoda; Malacostraca; Decapoda; Nephropidae. The coding region runs from base 404 to 4231 and encodes 1275 amino acids.
GGUUGGUGUGUUGGUUCUGCUGGCGGUGAGUGGCUGCUGCUGCUGCUCUCAACACCCUCCAUCACCACACGCACACACACACACACACACACACACCUGAGCCACUCACGCUCCUCGCCUCCGCCUCACCACCUCACGCCCUCCUCAUAACACAGACACAGAACAGUUAAAGCCUAAAAAAAAGGAAUCGAAGAUCUUCAUAGGACUGAUCCUGCAGGUAGCCAACGCCAAGCAACACAGCUCCACGGUAGUUACAUCAAGCAGACGUAUAUAUAUAUUUACUAAGCAAGGAUACAUUACUGAACACACCGCUAUAGCACAGGAGCGGGUGUGAGCGUGUGUUGCGGGAGGCGGGAGUGUGGGCCAUCAUGCAAGCUCCGAUCAACCAUCACUUCCUCCCAACAUGAUCUGGUAUGCUCGUCUGCUGUGUCAUCACCCGUACGCGGUGCUGAGCAGUGUAGUAGUGGUUGUGGUGACGUGUCUGGUCCUCUCCCUCACAGCCCGACCACUCCCGGCCUUCACAGACCCAUCCCUGGGGUUUGAGUCAAGAGGAACAGUAAUCAGCCAGCGUGCAGUAGCUUGGGAGAACCUCUUGGAUGCUUCUCGUCCCAGUGGACCUCUUGGCGUCAACCCUCUUAGUGAUCCAAACUUUAAAGAUCGACUUAACUCAGGAAAUGAUGGAGAGAAGGAAACAGAUGGGGAUGACAAGCCUCCGGUACACACACACAAAGUCUGUAUUGAGAUGACACCUAAUGGUCCGGUUCAGGUGUUUGACAACUGUAGCAGCAGCACGGGACAAAACGCCAGUGACGUGCGAGAAUUAGAGGAGACGCCUAUUUUUGCCUUGAAGGUUCUUGUGGACAUGGCUGAGAGAAAUGAUGAGAGAGGAGAGAACCCUUCAGAGUACAACUUAGAGAAUGAAUGGGAUCAAGAACACAAGAUCCAUAACCAUGAGAAUGAACACGAUGAUCAGCUCCAUAACCACGACCAUAUCGGAGAGGACGGCUUCUUCUGUAACCCAGUUGUUCCUGAGUAUGGGCACAUGGUUAUCAAGAGCACAGUACCACGAGAUUCAUUACUGACUUUAAAGUACUUGCAAGCAAUAUGUCAACUGGAUGACCGAUUACGUUCUCCAGCUGAAUUUAAACCCAUAUGUGAAACCUGGUCCCCUGGUCGCUGCUGUCCUUCCUGGACACUUCCAAACUAUGUUGCAUUUCUUUCUAACCGUACAUCUUGUCACCACAUAAAGCUAGAAGAUGUCAUCAACGUUCAUCGUCUGUUGCGAAGAUGUGCUCGCUAUUUAGACUUACAACUGGAGGGAGGCUGCCAUGGCCAUAUAGGGUGUCGGCGUGUUCCUCAAGUGUGCCUGCAGCAUGAUGCUGUCUACACUAUACUUCAUUAUUUGGUUGAUGCUGCAUUCCUGAAUCCGGAGUUUGCCCAUUGGUUGCAGGUACCAGACCCUGAUCAUCCACAGCCUUUCAAGCACUCUGAGCCACACCACAAACACCAGAAGCAGAAGCUCCAGCAACGCCUCAGUUUGACAGCUGUGUUCGUGCCCGUGGCUCGUAGUUCUGACGCACUCCCUUAUUUUGAAGCUUUACAAAAGCUUGACCUCACUGUAGACAAUGUGACAGUAGCAGCAAUGGACUUGGGUCUGAAGUACACACUGUUUGACAAACUGCUAAUGAGCAACUCAUUCCUGCUGGGUGUUGGUGGUGGUGUAGUGGUGCUGCUCAUGUGGUGCUACACCGGAUCACUCUUCAUCACUGUGGUCACCAUCACCACCGUCGCCUGUGCCCUCGUCAUUGCAUACUUUAUGUAUAUAUUCAUUUAUGAGAUAACUUUCUUCCCAUACAUGAAUAUACUUACUACUGUUAUUGCAAUAGGAAUAGGAGCGGAUGAUACAUUUGUUUACUGCCGGGUGUGGACUUUAGCCAAACAAGAUAAAAAUUCAGGAACCAUGGUGAAGCUGGUGGCAGAUGCCCUUCAUCACGCUGCAGCCUCUAUCAUCGUCACCUCCCUGACAACUGCUGCAGCUUUCUUUGCCUCUUGUGUAUCACAUAUCACAGCCAUACGUUGCUUCAGUAUAUUUGCUGGAACUGUAGUUCUAGCCAACCUGAUGCUUAUGCUGACGUGGGUACCAGCAUGUGUUGUGGUGGCUGAACGGUGGGGAGCUUCCACAUGCUGUCUUUGUGUCCCUCCUGUACCUGUAUAUGCUCCCCACCUGCCCCCACGUUGCUCUGUGGUGUGUGCCCUGCCCCUCAGAUUUUGCUACUUUUGUACCGAGUCUGCAAAAGUGUUCUUCGAGAAGAUGCUCCCGUGGGUGAUAGUGAAGCCCCGCUACUUGUGGAUUUUACUGCUGGGGUCUGUGGCAGCCUAUAGUGCUGUUGUUGUAUUCUACUUCCCAGGUCUGAAGCUUCCAGAUUCUCAAGAGUUUCAGCUUUUUUCAAGAGAUCAUGUGUUUGAACAAUAUGAUUUGGAGUACAAAUACAAAUUUUGGUUUGAAAGGAACUUGAGAAGCGAUAUUGUGAAUCGAUUACCAGUUCGUAUAGUUUGGGGAAUAAAACCAGUGGAUAAUGGGGACUACCUCAACCCUGCUUCAAAAGGAACAUUAGAAUUUGAUGAUAAUUUUGAUGUAGCUCAACCAGAAUCUCAGGAAUGGCUGUUAAACUUCUGCCGUGAUCUUCGAAACCAAACCUUCUACAUGUCUACUCUGGGUCCUCUACUUCCACAUUGUUUCAUUGAAACAUUUAAAGCUUGGAUGAAUAGAAGAUGCAUAGAUCCUGUAACAGGUGUUAAUCGAGAACCUUGCUGUGAAACUUCUGAGUUUCCCUUUUCCGAAGAUGUGUUUAAUCACUGCAUACACAAGGGCAUCAAGAAACUGUACGAGACACCACGAGAGUAUUUCACUCCUGGAGUGGCUGGUCCCAAAUUCAGUAGAAAAACUGGAAAAAUUUUGGCUGUUGUAGUGGAAUAUGAUAGCAACAUUUUAUGGUCUCUCUCCUAUGAUGAUAUGCAAGUCUUUUUUAAUCAGGUGGACACAUGGGUGAGAGAUCAGAUGAAGGAAGCACCAAAAGGGAUGAAGGGAGGCUGGUUCACCUCAUACCUAAGCUUCUUUGAUGUACAGAAAUCUUUAUCUGUAGGAACAGGAAUAGCUGUUGCUGUUGCUGUGGGAGUCAGCCUAGCUGUGCUAGUGGUGACUACCCUUAAUGUAGUUGUGAGUCUGCUGGCAGUCUUAAGUGUAGGUGCCGUUAUUUUAGUGACAUUAGCUGCAUUAGUGUUAUUAGGGUGGCAUCUCAAUGUUCUGGAGAGUGUAACAGUGAGUGUAGCCAUAGGAUUAGCAGUAGAUCUAACAUUGCAUUAUGGUGUUGCCUACCGAUUGUCCCCAGAGGCCGAGCGUGAAGCUGCUGUGUCUUGGGCUGUGGCCCGUCUAGGUAGCCCAGUAUUUAUGGCUGCUGCUACUUCCCUUGCAGCUGGGAUUGCAAUGUUACCAGCUAAAGUUUUGGCAUAUGUUCACAUUGGUACUUUUCUUACUGUAAUAACUAUGGCAUCAUACAUCUAUGCCACUUUGUUUUACCUUCCCCUGUUGCGUAUAUUUGGCCCGGAGUCAGGGUGUGGACAGCUCUCUUAUCCACAAUUACAGUGCUGUACUUGUUGCAGUCAAGGCCCUCAGCCUCACGUGGACAAGACAGUAUAUCAACAGGCUUUUAUGAGUGAGUCUACUCUGUCCACAUCAAGUACAUCCUGUCCAGCACCUCAGACUCAUCCUUUAUCAGACACACAUGAACUUGAACCUUUGACUGCAAUGCGAUUAGCUGGGCGAGGUGGAACUCACUCUCGUGCCGUCCACAACCCUACCAGACACAAGGUUGGUUUAGUUGAACCUCCACCCAUAUCAGACAUUCCCAAUAAUCAUGUAGCAGCUCAUAAUGAAGCAGGAAUUGUCUCAGGGACAGGUCGUGCGACUAGAUCGGGGUCUUUAUCAUCAUCAGUGUAUGUACGGGACCAUGCAACAUUUGUCCCAAGGAAGGUCUCUCUGCCUUCGCCUGGAGGUGCUGUGAGUGAGGGGGGAGAACCCUCUCCUAGACACAGCGUAGCCCCAGCUUCUUCAGCUACAACAAUCUUAUAUUCUGAACCAGACACAGAUUCUGGGCAACAAACCCAGCAACCUCCAGAAGGAAAUAUCACCCAGGCAGUUCUCACUCCAGAGAAUGGAACGUUGGUCAUCUAAGAUGCUGUGGAACAAACGUGUGGCUGUGACUGAUAAUGUGUAGCACCCUCUUGUGUGAUGAUACUGAUGGUGCUAUAGUGAAGCUACCAUAGAGUAUCUGUAAUUGUGAUAAUAUAUUGCUCAUUUCUCUUAUGUUUUAUGUAAUAGAUAUUUCAUUUGUCAGUCAUUUGUAAGAUAACAGUAAAGGUAGCUGAUGAGUGUCAUUGUCUGUGCUGUAUCACAGUGUUUUUAUGAAGAUCAAUUAUUUAAUACCUGUACAGGUGUACCAUAGUUACCAUGAAAUGUGAAUUAGUUAUCCUUUGUGUGAUGGUUCCCUUUUUUUUGUUAUGUUGUUAGAAGAGAAAGAUUGGCAAGGCUUGUAAGUUACGGAGAUUCAGUACCAUUCCCACGUUGAACAGGUAAAUUUUGAUGUAUUUGAUAUGUAGUUAAAGAAAUGUACAGUAUAAUAAAAAAACAAGUACUUAACCUAAACUUAUUUUGUGGUCUUCUUUAAAAAUAAAUUGUAGUCAAGGUUCCUGGGGAAUCUGUAAUAUUAAAAGUAAAUUAUAUAUUUGUGAGCCACAGCAACAUAGAAGAGGUGACUGGAGAAGUGUUUACAUGAAGCAUUACAUGAAACAGUAGGGAGGUAUAAAGGAGCUGUAGAGGGUGACUUACAGAGUGUCUCCAGCAUGAACACCAAGAAUGUGACUUCCAUAUUUUUAAGGUGAAUGAUUACUUGAUGAAUCUUCACACUACCUUAAUAUAUCAGUCGGCAUAAAGAUGGUGAUUGUUUUUCGACUGUUGGAAAAAUGUACUUGCUGGUAUGUGCUUGAGAGUAAAACAACUAUAAUGACUUGUUGUCUUUAGGAUAUCUUUUAAAACUGAGAUUAUUGAUUUGGAAUACAUGUAACCUAAGAUGUCUAUGUUUCUCAUAAAGAUAUAUGUAAUCAGUAUUGAUACAAAAUUAAUAGAUGCCAGAAAUUAAACAUGACCAUUGAUCUUAAUGAUAAUAUAAGACCUGCAAGACUCAGAUUCCCUAUUUCAAAAUAUUUACCCAAAUUUCUGGUAAUUCCAUUGACACUUACAGAAGUAUGUAUUACUAAGUUUAAAAAGAAUAAUAAUUGACCCCCCAAAAACAAAACAAAAAAAGUGAAAAACUUCUCUCUUAAGGUCUGAUACAUUUGUUUAUGAAAAUAAGGGCCCAAUUAUUAUUUUAUGGUAGUAUUUACUUUUUAUUAUGUUUAACUAUUACAGAUAGGUUUGUUCUUUACAUUAAUCUUUUAAUUUACAUAAUUAUGUGCCUAAUACUUAUAUAGUUUUGUCAGCCAGUCUGUAUCAGUUAUACAAUUGCUCGGCCACAAAAAUAUGAACUCAUAUGGUUUCUUAUUUUAUAUCAGUCUUAGAAUUAUCUGAACCAUAUUUAUGUAAGUAAAAGCCACAUGGAAAUAAAAUGUAAUAUAUUUUCCUACA